This is a messenger RNA of Nerophis lumbriciformis (worm pipefish), 316 nucleotides long. It is a transcript of the gene ost4, whose product is annotated as oligosaccharyltransferase complex subunit 4 (non-catalytic). NCBI's taxonomy places the organism in Eukaryota, Metazoa, Chordata, Actinopteri, Syngnathiformes, Syngnathidae. The record is from RefSeq and is a predicted model, not a curated record. Gene Ontology annotation, cellular component: oligosaccharyltransferase complex.
CGUCAAUUUCAGCCACAUUGAUAAAAAAAAGCAGAUAACAAUGGUGACAGACGUACAGUUGGCCAUAUUUGCUAACAUGCUCGGCGUGUCGCUGUUCCUGCUGGUUGUCUUGUACCACUACGUGGCCGUCAACAACCCCAAAAAGCAGGACUAGUCCAGGACAUGGAGAGAUGUUGGAAUCACCACCACCCAGGAAAAGAAUACAUUCCCUCUCCUUAAAAUGAUUUCCUAAAGAUUGUGCAGUAGUUUCUUUUCUAAAUAAAAUAUGCAAAUUGUGCAGUAGUUUCUUUUCUAAAUAAAAUAUGCAAACACGCGC